AUGAACAGCGAGGAAUUUCUGCACAAGUGUUUUGCGUGGUCAGAUCGUGACAACAAAGGGUUCUUGUCUGCGCAUGAUCUUAAAUGUGCCGUGGCAGCGGCUCUAGGAGUUCGACCGUCUAAACUCAGAUUUUUCGGAACCAGACUGGUCAGUACGGAUUUACUAGAGGAUGUUAGGCGAAUUUUUAAGGCGCUCGACAUAAGAGCUCAAGGGUUUAUUUCGCUGCGCAGCUUUCAGCAGGCGUGCGAGAUGGCCCUACCUCUUGGUAAGCAUGAAACGUUACUAUGCGCUUUCCAUGAAGCAGAUCGCGAUGGUGAUGGACGGGUGACGUAUCAAGACUUUGAGCGGAUGUGUCUUCUCGCUGUGCAGAUUACCGAAAUGUCAAAACCCACUAUUCUAUAG
Messenger RNA from Plasmopara halstedii, 402 nucleotides. Its product is annotated as ef-hand calcium-binding domain-containing protein 11. NCBI's taxonomy places the organism in Eukaryota, Oomycota, Peronosporomycetes, Peronosporales, Peronosporaceae. Gene Ontology annotation, molecular function: calcium ion binding. The record is from RefSeq and is a predicted model, not a curated record. The transcript is spliced from 6 exons. The coding region runs from base 1 to 402 and encodes 133 amino acids.